Molecule: messenger RNA, 2116 nt
Organism: Pygocentrus nattereri (red-bellied piranha)
Lineage: Eukaryota; Metazoa; Chordata; Actinopteri; Characiformes; Serrasalmidae
Product: beta-1,4-galactosyltransferase 3
Exons: 7
Coding region: 769-1941 (390 amino acids)
Biological process (GO): carbohydrate metabolic process
Molecular function (GO): glycosyltransferase activity
Source: RefSeq, a predicted model, not a curated record
CGUAACUGCACAUCAUUGAGUCUCUCAACUCCAGCGCACAGAUGAGGAUUCGGGAGGAGGAAAAUUCAUCCGUUUCUUGUGAAUAACCGAACAAAUAACCUUGAAAUUAAGUGGUGGUGAGCUGUGAUUGGCCGAGCUUCCAGCCAGGGCUUACUCAGAUUGUGUCACAAUGAGAUGAUGACCGUGAAUGUCGUACAUCCUCCCGAGCACACGCAUGCACACCACGCCUCACUGCCGUGCACAAAGCAGGAAGUAACAUGAACUGCCAGCGUCAGCUGAAGCAAGAGAGCUUAGCAGAAGCAAAUGUGUCCAACUCUGAUGACAGUCUGAACUUGGACACCACUGACUGACUGAGGUCUAAACUAAGUAAACAAACACAAGCCACAGCUUCCCUUUUUAAGGCAUCCUGCUUAUCCUCAGCCUUUUUAUCAGUUAAAACCCAUUUUAAGUGCCUUUCGCUUUUUUCCUUGUUACGUUCAGCAUCUACGCUCAUUUCUUCUCCAUCUGUGCCGGGUCGUAGUUUUAAGUUUACCUUUCAGACUGCAUUGCACCCUUCUUUGUUGUUGGACCUCAUCUGUAACUGCAGGAUGUUCUAGAUAGUCUUAUCAACAGAUUUUGUGUCCAACAUGCCUUCCUACUGGAGAAACUCUUCGACCUAUCAUCAUCAGGGAUGAAACCUCCGUAGAUUAGAAACACAGUAAAAUUACUUUUUUUUUUUUUUUUUUUUAAUUUAUAUUUUCACUCCAAUAUUUGACUCCUGCCCUCACCAUGUUCUCCUUUCACUCCAAAUGGCGAUAUUUGGUUAUGCUGCUGGGCAUCCAGCUCGUAGUCAUGGCUCUCCUGUCCAGGGAUGGCUACCACAAGAGGGUAACCUACUUUUUCCGGAUUUUCCGGAAGAUAGACGUCAUUUCUGGGUCGGCUGCUGGCCACGGGCAGAAUCACACGGGUGCGGAUGUGUAUGCUAACUUGUCCUACCUGGUCAACGUCCACAGCAAGGACGACAUACCCUACUGCCCAAAAAAAUCGCGACUAAUAGGUGGACCAAUCCAUGUUAGCUUCCGCUCUGGACUCACACUUGCACAGAUCGAGCGGAAGAAUCCACUGGUGGUCCGCGGUGGGCGCUACAGGCCGCCGGAUUGUGAGGCACGUCACCGCACCGCCAUAAUCAUCCCCCACAGGAACAGAGAAAACCACCUAAAGUUCCUCCUCUACUACCUGCACCCUUUUCUACAGCGGCAGCAGCUGAACUACGGCAUCUACGUCAUACAUCAGGCGGGUAACUACACGUUUAACCGCGCCAAGCUGAUGAACGUGGGUUUUCGGGAGGCCAUGCGGGAGGAGGACUGGGACUGCCUGUUCUUCCAUGAUGUCGACCUGAUUCCCGAGGAUGAUCGGAACACCUACACCUGUGACCAAAACCCCAAACAUGCCGCCAUCGCCAUGGACAAGUUUGGAUACAAGCUGCCCUAUAAGAUGUAUUUUGGAGGCGUUUCGGCACUGACCCCUCUGCAUUACCUCAAGAUGAACGGAUUCCCCAACAACUACUGGGGCUGGGGGGGUGAGGACGAUGACAUCGGGAUCCGGGUCUCUUUGGCAGGAAUGACGAUCACUCGUCCAUCUCUGAAGGUCGGCCGUUACAAGAUGAUCAAACAUAAGCAUGAUCAGGGCAACGAAGUCAACCCCAAAAGAUUUAACAUGCUGGCGAAAACGAGGCAGACAUGGAAGUUGGAUGGGAUGAACUCGGUGGACUACGAGGUGGUCUCUCGGGAGUAUCUUCCCCUGUACACAAACAUCACAGUCAACAUCGGCACUGAGGCAGGACUGCACCCCCCCACGAAGAAACCAGAGAAACAACAGAAACAACAGAAACAGCAGAAUCUGCCAACAGACAACUUGGAGGACCCUGAGGAGGAGCUGACAGACUUUCAGUCCCAGCACUGACACAUGAUGCCUGCAUCAAAACCCCCAACUGGGGGGCCUGACUACACCCACCCUCUUAUACACAUUUACACAUGGAGACAACUGGGGGGGUCCUUUAACCAGUUUUGAAUACUGGUGCCAUACAUGGGCGCUCUCUCUCUCUCUCUCUCUCUCUCUCUCUCUCUCUCUCUCUCUC